CAUCCAAUCUAUUGUCGUUUCGUGGGCGUGUCCUGGCGUUUCUGUGUAUCCGCCCACCUCAGGGCCAGAGCAGAGGAUUUGCUAUAAAGCGGCUCAGUGACUGGUUUAAAGUGCAGAGUUGUAAAAAAACCUCCCGCGGGCAGUGAGUGGGGGAAGUCAGAUUGCUUGUCAAGAAACAAACUGUUCCAAACAGGGAAGGAAACACAAAGCAAAAGCAAGAAUAAAAAAGCACUAACUGGAAUAACAACCUUUAUCAGCUCUGCGGAAGUCAAUAAACUACAUCCGGGAUCUGAACCUGUGUCCUGCUCGCUCGUGCGUGCGAGUGAGUGAGAUAGAGAAGACUUCCCUGUGGAACGAGAGAUCUGUUCGCAGCAGCCAGUGUUCCUGCUUUUCACCCCCGAACUGAUCAGUUACUGCCUAGGAGGUUUUUUUUGCAACGCUCUGCUUGAGCAGCUCUCGAAGGCACGCACGCGCACUUGCAACUGUGAAGCAGCUAUGCAGCUUGAAAUCCAAGUAGCCCUCAACUUCAUCAUAUCCUAUCUGUACAACAAGCUCCCUCGUCGUCGGGUGAACAUCUUUGGUGAAGAGCUCGAGCGGCAGUUGAAAAAGAAAUAUGAAGGUCACUGGUACCCUGACAAGCCAUAUAAAGGGUCUGGGUUCAGGUGUAUACAUGUUGGGGAGAAGGUCGAUACGGUAGUGGAGGAAGCAGCCAAAGAGAGCGGGAUUGACAUCGAAGAUGUCCGGAACAACUUGCCUCAGGACCUCAGUGUGUGGAUCGACCCGUUUGAGGUCUCCUACCAGAUCGGGGAGAAAGGACCCAUCAAGGUGCUUUAUGUGGACGAUAAUGGCGAGAAUGGGUCUGAGUUGGACAAAGAGAUCAGGAAUAGUUUUAACCCCGAUGCUCAGGUCUUCAUGCCAAUCAGUGAUCCUGUGGGUGUCUCCUCAGAGUCUAGCUCUCCGUCGCCCCCAUUUGGUCAGUCUGCUUCUGUCAGCCCCUCAUUCAUGCCACGCUCCACCCAACCUUUAACUUUCACCACAGCCACUUUCGCCGCCACCAAGUUUGGCUCCACCAAAAUGAAGAGCAGCAGCCGUGGGGGUGGGAGCAAGGUGGCACGCACAUCUCCCACCAACCUGGGCCUGAAUGUGACCAGCCUACUGAAGCAUAAAGCCAUUUCCAAUUCCAUGCAUUCUCUUUACGGUCUCGGGCUCGGAGGGCAGCCGCAGCCAAAGGCCUCUGCGCUCUCUCCUAAUGCCAAGGAGUUCGUUUUCCCUAACCUCCAGAGCCAGGGCAGCUCCACCGCCAUGUUCGGUAACGAGAAUCCGCUCAGCCUCAGCCCUCUUCAGUACAACAAUGCCUUCGACGUGUUCGCAGCCUACGGGAGCCUCAACGACAAGUCUCUCAUGGAUGGUCUAAACUUCAGCCUAAGCAACAUGCAGUAUUCUAACCAGCAAUUCCAGCCUGUCAUGGCUAACUAAUGAAUCCAGAAUUUAUUUAUGAAUUAUUGUUGGCAAAAGGAAAGAGAUAAAAAAAAAAAAAUGAGGCACACUAACAAAGGACAUAAGAACAACUGCGGAAAUGGAAGCAAAAAAAAAGAGACCCUGUUAGUCACAGAAAAAAAAGCAUGUGCCCAAGGGUGUUGUCUUUCUGAACCCCCUUGAGUUUGUUUCUACUAAAAGCUUGUUGUACGUGUCCAAGCUUGGUUACUUUCACAUCAAUUUAGUUUUCUUCCUAUUUUUGCCAACAAAGCACAACAUUUUUUACUGUUUUAAAAAAGUUCUAAAACUAUUAAAUAAAAAAAAGCUUCAAGUUCUGGCCUCAUACAGUAUUUUCAAGUUGGCUUUAGACUUGGCUGAUUUUUAAGAAAUUGGCACUAAUGAAUAUAUAUCUGGGGUUACUUGGUCCUUUUUUUCUAAUUGUAUAAUUUAAUUGAGUACAGAGUUUGUAAAGUAUCAUAUAUAUAAAAUUGUUUCUAUGACAUGGUAUUGCAUUUAUAUCUUUUUACUACUCCAGUGAUCUGUGAUGGCUGCAGCAGCUUUGUUAUAUACAUAUUUUUUUUUAUUAUUAAAUUACUGAGAUCCACCUUAAUAAAGAUAAUAAUAAAGAUUGUGUACAGGCUAUAAUUUAGUGUUGGAAAUUCAGUAUAGGAAUAUUUGCUUUUUUUAAAAAAGAAAACAAAAAAAAAAACACAAGAGUUGUAUUUUCUGUUAAGAGUUGAAGAUUUUUGCUAUAUUAAAGACAAUGUAAUCAUAUAUUAAUUUUGUACCUACAUUGUGCAAUACUUGAUAAAAUACGGUAUAACAAAGUAUUUUGAGUCAGUGUCUUACACCUGAAGAGGGACUGAAAUAGUUUAUAUUAAGUUUGUAUUAAAAUGCUUAAAAAUAUAUGCUUGUCUUUAUUUUUUUCAUAUUUGCACCCUGGCCUUUUUCAAUAAAAGCAACUUUAGUCAAAAAAAA
Molecule: messenger RNA, 2454 nt
Organism: Tachysurus fulvidraco (yellow catfish)
Lineage: Eukaryota; Metazoa; Chordata; Actinopteri; Siluriformes; Bagridae
Gene: tob1b
Product: transducer of ERBB2, 1b
Exons: 2
Coding region: 496-1476 (326 amino acids)
Biological process (GO): regulation of gene expression
Cellular component (GO): nucleus; cytoplasm
Molecular function (GO): transcription corepressor activity
Source: RefSeq, a predicted model, not a curated record